UUUUACUUAACACUCACUCAGUCUGCGAUCAACCAUUACAGUAACAUUUUCUCUGGAGAAUUUCAUAAAGUGUACAUUUAUGCAUCAAGAUGAAAGUCCAACCAAUCACUGAAUAUCGGUAUGAAAUAUCUUCCACUUUAGACUAUUAUGAUUACAAUUUCACCAAUGGCAGCAUUGGUGAUGACAUCUGUAUCAAGAAAAAUGCCAUCCAGUUUGCGACAGCCAUCACUCCAGUCAUUUUCAUCAUCAUCGUUCUGUUCAGCUGUGUGGGAAACACUCUGGUCGUGUGGGUCCUUGUGAAGUAUGAAAAUCUGAAAUCCCUCACCAACACAUUUCUGUUAAAUCUGGCUCUCUCUGAUCUGAUUUUCACCUUUGGCCUGCCCUUCUGGGCCUACUACUACAUGUAUGGCUGGACUCUUGGAGAUCCUGCUUGCAAAGCAGUUAACUUUGUGUUCUACACGGGAUAUUACAGCAGCAUCAUCUUCCUGACGGUUUUGACCAUCCACCGUUACAUGGCCGUGGUUCAUCCCAUGUCAGUGGUCAUGUCUAGGAAGAGCCUGCACUGCUAUGUGACAUCACUUGUCAUCUGGAUCAUUAGUCUUUGUGCUGCUAUCCCACAAGCCAGGUUCAACUCAGCUGUGUACAACCCCACUGAUGUAUUCAUGGAUGCUCAAAACAACGGCGCCAAAGCAGUUCUGCUCUGUGAUUUUGCUGGUGAAAUUAAUUGGAAAUUGGCAAGUACAUACUUGCAAAAUUCCUUUUUCAUUAUUGCUUUUGUGAUCAUUGCUUUUUGCUACACUGUGAUCUUGGGACGGCUGCUUCGACCAACAUCUCACACUCGUAGAAAGACGGUGCAGCUCAUCCUCUUCAUUGUGGUGUUUUUCUUCUUGGGAUGGGGGCCGUACAACGUGGCCAUAUUUCUGGACUCUCUGAUUUCGUGGAAAAUCUCUCCUUUUAAUGAUUGUAAGCUGAGUGAAUCUAUAGACUAUUUGAUGUAUGUCUCUCGGAUGGUGGCUUUCUCACACUGCUGCCUGAAUCCUGUGUUUUAUGUUUUUAUGGGGAUAAAAUUCAGAAACCACUUGAAGAAAAUGUUAUGGACUUACUGUAAGAACAACAAAGAACCCCAGAAUCGACACAGCAGGCUUAUUUACUCCAAUGGUGAAGAAAUAUCUAUGUAUUAGGUCUCUACACAAAAAAAACAA
Messenger RNA from Sinocyclocheilus rhinocerous, 1202 nucleotides. RefSeq names its product chemokine (C motif) receptor 1b, duplicate 1 (gene xcr1b.1). NCBI's taxonomy places the organism in Eukaryota, Metazoa, Chordata, Actinopteri, Cypriniformes, Cyprinidae. The record is from RefSeq and is a predicted model, not a curated record. The transcript is spliced from 2 exons. Gene Ontology annotation, biological process: immune response; G protein-coupled receptor signaling pathway; positive regulation of cytosolic calcium ion concentration. Gene Ontology annotation, cellular component: membrane; external side of plasma membrane. The coding region runs from base 90 to 1181 and encodes 363 amino acids. Gene Ontology annotation, molecular function: C-C chemokine receptor activity; C-C chemokine binding.